This is a messenger RNA of Amborella trichopoda, 1750 nucleotides long. RefSeq names its product stearoyl-[acyl-carrier-protein] 9-desaturase, chloroplastic. Gene Ontology annotation, molecular function: stearoyl-[ACP] desaturase activity. The record is from RefSeq and is a predicted model, not a curated record. Gene Ontology annotation, cellular component: chloroplast stroma. Gene Ontology annotation, biological process: fatty acid metabolic process. NCBI's taxonomy places the organism in Eukaryota, Viridiplantae, Streptophyta, Magnoliopsida, Amborellales, Amborellaceae.
AGAUGCACUUCGGUCUUGCAGUAGAUGCGGGAAUUGCUUUGUGAGACGGCAGUUGGCUGCUACUCUGUGAAAUGCCCAUGGAGACGGCAGUUGGCUGCUACUCUGUGAAAUGCCCACGGAGUCCUGAAGCGCCCUUGAAUAGCAUUUACAAGGAGCGACGUAUCGCUUUCAAUUUGGAGAGAAAAACAUUAGAGUUCAAGGGCCACAUCAAUGCCUACUUCGACUGCAUAAAAUUACUUUUUGCAUCUUGUUUCUUGGUAGCUGGAAAAGGAAGCCCUAGUGGAGCUUUGGGUUUUUGUUUUUCUCGCUCUUAACCUUUUCUGGGAGAUUGACAGUCUUAGGAAGUACGUCAGCCCUCGAGAAGUGCAUGUUCAAGUAACCCAUUCGAUGCCUCCCCAAAAAAUUGAGAUCUUUAAAUCCUUGGAGGACUGGGCAGAGCACAAUAUCUUGGUCCACCUGAAAGCCGUAGAGAAGUCAUGGCAGCCUCAGGAUUUCUUGCCUGACCCUACUUCUGAGGGUUUUCUCGAUGAAGUGAGGGAACUAAGGAAGCGGGCUGAGGAAAUCCCAGAUGAUCACUUUGUUUGCUUGGUUGGAGAAAUGAUCACUGAGGAAGCUUUGCCCACCUAUCAGACAAUGCUUAAUACCCUUGAUGGUGUUCGUGAUGAAACUGGGGCAAGCCCAACUUCUUGGGCAGUUUGGAACAGGGCCUGGACUGCUGAGGAGAACAGGCAUGGUGACCUUCUAAACAAGUACCUCUACUUAUGUGGGAGAGUGGAUAUGAGGCAGAUCGAAAAGACGAUUCAGUAUCUUAUUGGAUCAGGAAUGGAUCCACAUGCGGAGAACAGCCCCUAUCUUGGCUUUAUUUACACAUCUUUCCAGGAGAGGGCGACCUUUGUGUCACAUGGUAACACUGCAAGGCAUGUAAAGGAGUAUGGGGAACUGAAACUCGCUCAGAUCUGUGGAACCAUUGCUGCUGAUGAAAAGCGCCAUGAGACAGCCUACACCAAGAUCGUGGAGAAGCUCUUUGAGAUUGACCCUGAUGACACGAUCUUGGCAUUUGCUGACAUGAUGAAGAAGAAGAUAUCCAUGCCUGGUCGUUUGAUGUAUGAUGGGCAAGAUGACAACCUCUUUGAGCAUUUCUCGGCUGUUUCUCAGAAGUUGGAGGUUUAUACAGCUAAGAAUUAUACAGAUAUCCUUGAAUUCCUAGUUGAUCGAUGGAAUGUUGAGAAGCUAACGGGUCUUUCUGGGGAGGGGCAGAAGGCCCAAGAUUUUGUGUGUGGCUUGGCUCCAAGGUUUCGGAGGUUGGAAGAGAAAGCCCAAAGUCUGGCAAAGCAAGUCGCAACAGUUCCUUUUAGCUGGAUUUUCAACAGGGAAGUUCUGUAGAAGGGCCACUAAGGUCAGUUAUACUGCUCUUAGACAUGGAUAGGAUUUCUUUCACACUGGUUGCUCUGCAACCACAUUUUCAAUUUGGGUUCUUCUCCAAUGGGAUGCGGGUUAGCUGGUGGAUCUCUGAGUCAUCAUUUGCCAUAUUCUCUCGAUGUUUUCUCGUGUUGGGAAUUUCAUCAAUUAGACGUAGUUUGAGGUCCAUGGUUUGCUUAGUAAGGUUGAGCUUAUUGACAUGGGAAAUGAUGAUAUAAUAUGGGUCUAUGUUUGCAGUAUCUGAUGUAAGGAACUGGUUUUAUAUUGAUUAUCCUACUCAAUUCUCUCAUUAUAAUAUGGAUAUAUAAUGCGUGACACUACCUCUUCGUUU